AUGAUAGGAAUUUCAAAUGGCUCACUAAGAGUAAUAUUGAUAGGAAUAGCUGGAAUUAUAGGAAUAGCCUGCAUGACUGUAAUGGGAAUGUAUUUAUUCUCUUCAAAAGAGGAUGAAAGCAUACACCAACCUCAUGCGGAAAGGCAAGGAAGUAGUGGUCUAAAGGGUUUUUAUGCGUCAAAGCACGUCAGAUCCACUUUGAAAACUUUUGAACAAAACGGCUCUAGUAUUGAAUACAAUGAAUUAGACUAUACUACUAGAAGCUCAAAAUUAAAGAAUGAACAAGAAUUGCCUCAAGGCGAUGAAAGAAAAGUAACUGACCAGAGCAGUAGUUCUAACCAUGUGUACUUAAGUGCGCAAAAUGGUGAUUAUAAGAAGGAAACCUUUGUUGGACAAAAAGGAAAUAAUGAUGACUCAGUAUACAGUACAGACGCUGCUUCUGAAAGUAGCAAUAUCUCACAAAUAAGUACUCCUCCCCAUAAGAUAGAUCCUACUAGACAGAUGGUUGAUGAGUCUUCAUCAAAACCACCCCAUGCUACUAAGGAAUCAUCCAGUGAUACUAGACACCCACCCCAUGAUACUAGACACUCACCCAGUAAUACUACGGAAGAAUAUACUUCUUGCCACAGUACACAACGCGGUCCUCCACAUAAAUUGAAGAUUACAGAUUUAUUUACUUAUCUGGAUAAUGCAGAAAAAUAUAACCAAAAUAAUAAUUAUCUUAAAAAAGCAAUUGAUAAAUGGUAUCCAACUAUUCUACAUCGGAAUAGUGCAUCUGGAUGUAGCCUGAAUGAUAAUCUGAGUAAGGGUAUAAAAAUUGGUAAUGCCUUACCAUAUCGUACAAUGCCAUUAUCUACUAAUGAUAAAACCAAAAUUAUAGAUAUACUAUGUAAAUUGCCUGAUUUUGACAUGAAUUCUAGCCAAAAUGGAUAUAAAGUUUUAAAUGCUAUUAUGUCUUUUGGUAGUAAUUUCGUAGAGAGAAAAAGCAAUAUUGACUAUUUAGCUAAAAUGCUCGAAGUGACAGAUUCUAAGGAUUUCUCUGCUGAAGAGCGUAAAGUAUUUGGUAGUUCUAAAAAUAUAAAUAAUAUAACUAUGUUAAGUGAGCUUCUAAGAAAAUCGGAAGUGUAUUUUCCAAAGACAUAUGAGAGUUAUAAAGAUUCGGAAGAGUUUAAAAAUGAUUGUUCAUAUAUAGAAUAUACAGUGGGAGAUGUUUUUAUAGAUAAUAUGCAAUAUUUUGAACUUGACUCAGAAAUGAAUAAUGAUAACUUGUUUAAAAUACUAGAAACUAAUGCAAACGGCAAAGAUUCAUUAAUUGCUGCUAUUAUGUUAAUUUUUAGUAUUCCAGAAAUUAGGAGUGAUCUUACAUUUGUAAAUGUAUUUUUCAAAGCCGUAAACAAAACAAUUUUUCAAAAUAUAAAUCAAACGGAUCUGAAUGAAAAAUUAAAACAGAUGAUAGGACCGAGAUCUUUUGAAGUCAAUGUAUCUAGUUUCUUGGACAUAUUCAUGUCGUUAGCAUGUAUAGUAGGAGCAGAGUAUUCGAGUGAAAAUGAUGUUGCGAAUAAUCUCCCUGCUAUUUUAAGCAGAAUAGAAAACACUAUAUCUAUCAAAAAUGCUUGCCUGGCAUAUGAACAUUUGGUUUUCGUGAUGAGAGUUGUCUAUACAAUAAUUCCUCACUAUAUUUUUGGUGUUAAAAUGCGCGGAAAACAAAUAUUCAGACUACCAUCGUGUAGUCUUUCUAUUGCUAAUAUUAAAGUAGAAAAGACUAAUGAUACUGAAAAGUACAAAUUAGAAAAUUUCGAGCUACGUGGUGCGUCUAGUUAUAUUUCUAUUAGUCGUACUCCCAAUAAUUUUAAUCCCGAUGAAUUUAAUUUAGAAUUGACUGAUCGUGAUAUUACCACUGUUUCCCUACCAUACUUCUCUGUUAUUUUUGUAGAUAAUAGAGAGCACCGCCGUAAACCUCUUUAUCUCCCAUAUAGUGAAAUUUUCUAUAACCUAGAAAACACUAAAGCGUGUAUAUCAAGGGUAUAUAAUCUAGAUAUAGAAAACAUUCACAUAUUCUUCUAUUCCAUAGCUAAUAAAACAUGGUCAUCUUAUGAACAUGUUUAUACUACAGAUAAUAGUACCCAUAAUGGAUAUGUUCCAGUGUUCUACUAUAUAGAAAUCCCUAAUGGUGUAGAUUUAGAUAAAUGCUCACUCUUAAUGAUAACUAAGGAAGAUAAAGAUCAGACUGACGAUUCUGUAAUUGCACUUCCCUUAUUCCUAAAUCGUCUUUACCAAGAUAUUUUAGAAGAAGAGCUCGAUGAUUUGCCAACAUUUACUAAUGAUCACAUUGUUACCGGAUUAAACUUUAAAGAUGUGGCUCCAUGCAAUUUUGAAUUUAAAGUUAAAAAUCCCGAUUUAGAUUCAAGAAGGGUAUAUAAGGGACUAUCAUUCAAAAUCAACACAGAUGUAGAGCUAGAGAUUCCAUCAACUAUGGAUCUUGAUCAUGUAUUUGUCUAUAACACAAGUGCUAUCAGUAAUGAUCCUAAGAAUUUGGAUACUCGAAAUUUAUUUUUUUUUACAGUGCCUAUUCGGGAUAAAUAUGCUAAUUUUUACUUCAGUCUUAAUGGAAGUGUUUUAAAUACGUUUUCAUAUAGAAACUCUAGUGUCUAUACUCCAUUUGGCUCUAUCUCUUAUAGCCGGAAAUAUACUAAUUGUUCCCUUUCGUUAGUUAAGAAAUCAGAAAAUGAUGAAGGUUAUAUCUAUCAGUCUUUAUUUUCUUCUAGGCCCACUGAAAACCCUACUACUGAUGGCAAGGAAGAUACUACAGAAAACGAGAGUACUCUCAUAGAUUCAAGUUUACUUAUACGUGCGGAUUCUUAUGACAUUUUGUAUGAUUCAUUCCUUCUAUCAUGUUUGCUUGCAAGGCUUGUUUCUUUAGCUUAG
Nematocida ausubeli is the source of this 2925-nucleotide messenger RNA. RefSeq lists its product as uncharacterized. Bases 1 to 2925 code for a protein of 974 amino acids. The record is from RefSeq and is a predicted model, not a curated record. The transcript has a single exon. NCBI's taxonomy places the organism in Eukaryota, Fungi, Microsporidia.